Humulus lupulus (European hop) is the source of this 1197-nucleotide messenger RNA. RefSeq lists its product as uncharacterized. The coding region runs from base 1 to 1197 and encodes 398 amino acids. The record is from RefSeq and is a predicted model, not a curated record. NCBI's taxonomy places the organism in Eukaryota, Viridiplantae, Streptophyta, Magnoliopsida, Rosales, Cannabaceae. The transcript has 6 exons.
AUGAAGUUAUUGGCAUCUUACAAUGACAAGGUUGCAAGUGUUGUUCAAGAAAAUGCUCAUUUAAAUGCCACAUAUACAUCGCCUGAUAUUCAAAAGGAGAUUCUUUAUAUAUUUUCCAACAAAGUCAAGAAAGAGAUUCCUUUGAAAGAAGGUAUAUUUUUUGUUCUUUCUCAACAUAAUUUAGCUAUUUCUAACAUACGCGGGCAAGGGUACGAUGGAGCUAGUAACAUGAGAGGAGAGUGGAAUGGCUUGCAGGCUUUAAUUUGUAAUGAAUUGCCAUAUGCAUAUUACAUCCAUUGUUUAGCCCAUCGCCUCCAACUUGCUUUAGUUGCAGCUUCUCGAGAAGUAAGUCAAGUUCAUCAAUUUUUCUUUGUCAUGGUUUUCAUUAUCAAUAUUGUUACUGCAUCUUGCAAGUGUAAUGAUGAAUUAAAGGAGGCUCAAUCUGUUGAACUUGCUACUAAGAUUGCAAAUGAUGAAAUUGAAUCAGGGACGGGGCUAAAUCAAAUUGGCAUCUUAAACUUGCUCAAAAUGUUUAAUGCAACUUGUGUGAUUUUGAGUAAAAUUGCAAAAGAAAAAGUUUCAUAUUCUCAACAUGGAGAUGCAGAUUUUGCUUGCAAUCAAUUAUUAUCUUUUGAGUUUGUUUUCAUAUUACAUCUUAUGAAAGAGAUUUUGGAAAUUACUCGUAUUCUUAGUGUAGCCUUACAACGACAAUCACAAGAUAUUUUGAAUGAUAUGCAUAUUGUUGCAAGUACAAAAAGGCUACUUGAGAGCUUUCGAGACUCGGGAUGGGAUUCUUUCCUCAUGAAGUUGCAAGAAUUAAACUCUAGAUUCAAUGAACAUUUAGUAGAGUUGGUUGUUCUUAGCACUGCUUUUGAUCCUAGAGAUGGAUUUAAAUUGUUCAAGAUUGAUGAUAUUUGCAACCUUGCAGAGAAGUACUAUCCUGAUGAUUUCUCAGAGCAAGAAGUAGUACGUCUAAGAAUUGAACUUCAACAUUCAACUACAGAACGAGCAUUUUCUAUCAUGAAAAUUAUCAAGAUAAAGCUCCGAAACAAGAUGGAAGAUAGUUUUUUGAAUGAUUGCUUAAUUGUUUGUAUUGAGAAAGAAAUUGCUACAAAAUUUAGUACUGAAUCCAUUAUAGAUGAGUUUGCAUCUAUAAAGAAUCGUCAAGCACAACUUACUUAUAAAAAUAAUAAUUGA